This is a messenger RNA of Pangasianodon hypophthalmus (striped catfish), 5611 nucleotides long. It is a transcript of the gene ciz1a, whose product is annotated as cdkn1a interacting zinc finger protein 1a. Gene Ontology annotation, molecular function: zinc ion binding; nucleic acid binding. Gene Ontology annotation, cellular component: nucleus. The record is from RefSeq and is a predicted model, not a curated record. NCBI's taxonomy places the organism in Eukaryota, Metazoa, Chordata, Actinopteri, Siluriformes, Pangasiidae. The transcript has 16 exons. Bases 876 to 2978 code for a protein of 700 amino acids.
AGUCGGUAAUGUUGUGUUAGACGGUGCCUAUAUUUUUCUGCCCAUUUUGAAGUUUUAUUCAGUUAUUUUAUUGAAUGUUAGUUGUUACAAAAUGAUCUCUGACUUGGUGAAAAAGUAGCGUUAAAGUUUCAACAGGCUGUCGCCUAAAAGCUAACGUGUUAGCUAGCUGGCUAGUUUUGUCUCGUCUUCUCUGAACCGCUGCACAAAGUUGGAAAGCAGGUUGCAGCGCGCGCGUAGUUUUAAAAAUUACUUUCAUUUAAAUAAUAAACAUACAGAUAGCGCUAUUAAUGCUCUUAUUAGCUGAUUAGCAAGCUAGCUAACGGUUUCCAAAUAGAAAAUGCUUGGCGUGAUUAGCUUACAUGAACUAGCCUGCUAGUUAAAAGGAUUGGCUUGUUCGGAUGACUGAUAGGUGGAGUGGUCGUGUUAGCCAAUGGUAGCGCAGGAGGCGCGAUAAAACGAUCCAAUCACAGCGCAGGAGGCGGGAUUUUUUUCCUCCUGAAUACUGGUGGCUAAAGUAUAAGGAUGAAACGAUAACGAAAUGCAUGGCAUAUAAUUUAUUUAUUUUUGAUUUACUUCUAUGCAUUUUUUCCUUAACCUUCCUCAGAUCAGUUUAUUUACAAAUAUUUCUGUAAUGUUUUAGAUAAAAAAAAAAAACACUCCUUCCAAAAUUCUCUAUGUAACACUCUAAAUAAAUAAGGAAUAUUUUCAUGUCCUUUAUCAUUUUUUUUCUCUUCCCCAUCUAAGUACUUCAUCCUUCUGAGCGCUGGAUGUUGGAUGAUCUGUCGUAACCCCGCCUCUGGUUUGUUUCUUGUUUGGAGGAAUCACUACUGAGGUAUUGCGGUAAAGUCGGUCAGCUCAUCACCUCCACCAUCAGGAUGUUCAACCCUCACCAUCACCAGCAGCAGCAGCAGCAGUUUCAUCAGCACCUCCGUCAGCUACAGCAGCUGUUCCAGCAGCAGACCCCGCCACCGCCUCCUCCACCUCCUCCACCACCACCACAACCUCCACCGACGCAUCAUAUCCCCCAUCACCACGGGGGAGGCCGGCCAAUGACUGUCCCGGCUCCAGCGCCGCCUCCUGCCCGCAUGGUCAACCUGUGCUCCGCCACUCAGACCAUCAUUGCCCCUAAUCCCAUGCUGCAAGGUGCACUACUGAUGCAGCAGAUGCAAGGGGGUAUGCGGAGCUUUGCAAUGGGUGGACAGCAGUUCCAGCAGUUUUUCGCUGCAGGCUCAAGAUCCUCCAUUUUGGGUCCGGUUCCACUGGGGGUUGCUAUUAAGACUCCACAUAUGGGAUUUCCUCCACGACACUUCAACCCUCAUGCUCGCUAUUUCAACAAUGACUUUCAGUCACGACAGCCGGACAGGAAGAGGGAGAGCGAGCACAGACCUGCAAUCGGCCCUGAUAGCCAGUCUGGUGCGAGCAGCAGCCGAGAUGAAACCACAGCAGUGGCAGACGUCAGCAGUCAGUCGUCCACGCAGCAGUCGGAUGAGCCAGCUGCAAAGAAACAGAGAACAGAAGGGCCAAAUGAUUCGCUCGAGACUGAAACCUCUCCGAAUACUGAGUAUGAACGCACAGCUGAAGAUCCUGAUCCUGCAGACUGCAUACUAGAAGAAGACGGGACAGUAGCGGGAUCUGAGGCAGCUGAGGCACUGGAGCAAAGCCGGGCAGCUGAGCAGGUAGAAGGCCCCGAGUCUUCACUCAAAGACGCAGAUCAGCAGAGCAGUUCAAGCCAGUCGGAGCCUGCGGGUUCAGUGACUGUAGCUGAUGGUAAAGAUGACACAAGCAGUGAUGGGGCUAGAGAAGCAGGAGGAGGAGGAGGAGGAGGAGGAGGAGAAACUGCUAACAAAUUCUACUGCUAUAUCUGUAACAUCACCUGCCACAACCAACAAAAUUUCCAGAGCCAUAUGAAUGGGUUGGCCCACCAGCAAAGGAUGAUGGAAAUUCAGCACAUGAGUAACGCCUGCCUCGUCACGUUGCUGCCUCGUGUACAGGAGUCUCUGCAGGGGUCGCGCAAAGACGGGGAGAAAAGACCAGGCCUGCAGAGGUGGUGUCCUACCUGCAGAACCCACUUCACUACUAACGUCAUGGAUCAUCGUAAGACCAGGGAGCACAAGAUCUGUAGCCGUUCUUCGAGUCCCAGCUGCACUGUCUGUAAGCAGCAGUUCAGAACGUCUAGAGAGUUCAUCGAACACAUGCAGUCCACUGAGCACAAACAGCGCAUGGAGCAGGUGUUGAAAGAGACCGGGAAGGGGAAUCUGGACGAAUUGGCUUUGGAGGUGUACACAGUGGGCGCUGAUGAAGAAGGCAUGGACAGUGACGAGGAAGAGAGGAUGGAUGAAGAAAAUGGACAGCAGGAAGGACUGCCUGUACAGAUGGAGGUCACAUUGGAAGAUAUGACGGAGGAGGAAGAGUUUGACUCAGACACUGUAUACGGUUCCAACUUCGUAAUUCCUGUGGCUGGGUUUCUGUGCCGGCUGUGUAACGAGUUCUAUCACUACGAGGCAUCAGCACGACGCUCUCACUGCAAGACACGCCAACACUUUGAGAAUCUAAAGAGAUAUAAGGCAUUAAAGAUUCAGGAAGCUUCAGCUUUACAGGCCUCAGAGUCAGUUUGCACCUCAGCGGAUCAUCAAACCAAGGACACGGAGUCUCCUAGCGGUUCCUCUGUAAGUGACCCUGCCAUCAGUAACAGUAGACUAGUGUCCACUGGAGCAGCUACUGAUCAGGAAAGCAUCACCACCACCAGCACCACCAGCAAAGGGAGUAACAACAACAGCAGCAGCAGCACGCCGCCUUCCCCUAACCAGCAGCCUGCUUCUGGGUCUCCCACCCAGUCCAGAGACACGGAGGAAGACGCGGUCACAGAAGAGCCCGACGAAGAGGAGGACGUUCUCAGCGGUGUCCCCGAAGAGAAGACGAGCAGAGGGCGCGGUAGGACGCCUGCCAAGAAAAGAGGGAGAGGAGGAAGACGACGCUGAGCGCUGGGGAAGACGUAGAGCUGGAGGAAUGAGCUGCUAUGGAGAGAUAGAAAGAGUGGGAAUAUUUAAUUCGAUGUCCGUUACCCAUCCUCUGUUGUUCACUAAAAGAGUGGGAAGCCAGGACAGUAGGACAAUCCCUGUAGAGAUUAGGUCUUUUAUUCAGCCAUUUUGUAGGUCUUUGCCCCAGAUUUUACAUCUGAAACCCUCACAGGUUAUAGUACUUUUUUUUUUUCUUUUGAGAUUUAUUCAGAAUGUGUGUAAAGAUGAAGAAAGGAUCAAAGGAUCUUGCACAUUUCCAUCUGUUGAGGUUCUUGAUCCCUCACAAGCUUGUAGUGACCUAGAAUGUAGCAACGUUUUACUUUAACAAGCAUUUUUAACGUGGUUUUGUAAAGCGUAAAAAAAAAAAAAGAACUGAGGAAAAAAAAAUAUUAAGGUACGUUUAUUUUGAAAGGAAAUACAUUGUGUGUUGAGAUGAUCUGUGGAAUAACAUGCAACCGAGCUAUGAAUUAAGUGAACACCAAGUUAAAAAAAAAACUGAUUACAGUCCCUGGCUUAUUUAAAUCUGAGAAUUUUUUUUUUUUUUUUUGGCGCCACACAUUUAGCUUCAGGCUAAACUCGGGCAAAUCCUGAUCAGAGACCUGUGAUGCUCUUGGAUAAAGUGUCCUUCACUGUAGGCUGGAUGUACAGAUACCUCUCAUGGUUGCUGUGUCUCCUGGAGAAAAGGAAGCAUUGGAAACAAGUGACAGGGGAUACUACUCAGUAUGUGUCUUCUUACAUUGGAUCCGUUCAGUAAACCUCGAAUCAGUCUAAAUGCAUAAGGAUGUCUCCGGGUUGCCUGUCAGGAAGGUGAUCUUGUGUGAGCUGAGCUUGAAGAGAAGAAACAGAACCUUCAGGUUAGCUCUAGCAGGAUCCCGUAAAAGCCAGCGCUCUUUAAAGAGCUUUUUUUUCUACGCAUGCUAUUCCAACGACCAAUAAGGAAAGUGUUACUUCACAAGUGUUUUUUUCGGAGUCUUAGCCUAGAAUCCGGGAUUCUUGAGCAUCACCCUAGUGUCCUAGUGUUGGUGGAGUUGUUGUUCUUAAUGUCGUUAGCUUAGCUGGUUGUAUGGCCAUGCCGUUUGUCUUUCAUGCUCCUAUGUAAUUUGUCUGAUUUUUUUUUUUUUAACGCUAAUUUUCAGAAGCCAGUAAUCCUUUCAUUCACUCAGUUUAGUUUACAGCUAUUGUAUGUGGUCCAAAACCAGGAAGGAGAACACAGAUUCACAAAUGAGAGGAUGAUGCAAACAAUGUGCUAUAUCCACAGUGUCAUGACGAUCUGAAAUGCUGCAUAGAUCCUAUCGAUUAUUGUCGUUUGGUCAAAGUAAAAAGACAGAGAUCUCGUGGUGGGUUUAAGGAGAUGGUAUCUCCAAACAUUUCCGUCAGUCUGCUGGUCCCAUGGUGUUAUACGUCUCUCCUAAUUCUGUGCUUGUGCUUUAUUUUUUCACUUUAACCUUUACAAAUGUGAGCUUUGACUCUCAGAAAUGCUGAACGGUUUCGUGCAAAGCUGAGAGCAAAUCUUUUAAGCUGCUUUAUACAAAGUUUUUUUUUUUUUUUUUUUUUGAGGAUCUUUUUACUCUCUCAGUGGCAUUAGCUGUAUGAUUGUGAUGCUUUUUUUCCUCUCCACAAAGGGUUUCCACAAAGGUGUUUUUUUUUUUUUUUGCAACUACAAUACCGUGUGUCGUUUUAUGUAUUCUUUUUUAUUUGUAUCUCAGCAAACACUGUCAAAAUACACUGGAAAAAACCUGAAACAGCAUGUUGUGUGUGUUUAACCUGGCAAGUAAAAGUCAUGUUGUUUGGCUGUUGCUGCAGUACACUUGGGGACUCUUAGUGUAAAAAAAGAAAAAAAAUGAAGCAGCUGGGCUUUAAGAUGUAAUUAGCAAUUGGUACUUUUAGUAUACAAUCCCUAAUGGAUUGGAUAUUAAAUCCCUGAUCUUCUCAUUUCCCCUGAUGAUACCUGGAUAAAUUUGUCUUGAGGUUCAUGGAUGUUAUCCCAUGCACAGGUCUCGUUUAGAAAGUGUUCACACAGUUUCACUGGAUGUCCGUGAUUUAUUUUCAUAAUUGGAUUAACUAACAAUAGUGGAAAAAUUUUGUGUGAGAAAUUGUUUGUUCAGUAAGAUAAAAUCGCUUUGAAGUGGCAUGUUUCCAGAAUUGUUUUAGCAUCAGAGAGGGCCACAUGGAGCUAAUCCUGUUGUUCGAUUUAUGGAAAGAUCUGAAGCCAUAUCCAGAUCAGGUACAGCUCUAGAUCCGCCCUCAUUCUGUACUGGAAUGACAUUAUUAACAAAUCUGAUUGAGAUCAUUGAGAUAAUAGAUCCUUCAGGAUUUUAAGGCAGUAAACACUCAAGCUUCUUUGAGGUUUCAAUUUGAGGUGUACAUUUGUUAAGCCGGUUAGUCAUUCCUGAUAUUUCUGAAAGGCAGAUCUUAGUCAUUGUUAGCCACAAACACCAUACGCAGUAUUAGUCACUCAGAAAUCAAGAGAAGUUACACAUUACACAUUACAUUUAACAACUAAACUCUAUAAAUGUACACCUUAAAUCCAGUUCCAGAAAAAAAAAAAAACACUCAUUGUAGUCACUCAUGGCUGUUUUGAAGACAAACCAUAA